Messenger RNA from Ascochyta rabiei, 822 nucleotides. RefSeq lists its product as uncharacterized. Gene Ontology annotation, biological process: sterol metabolic process. Gene Ontology annotation, molecular function: cholestenol delta-isomerase activity. NCBI's taxonomy places the organism in Eukaryota, Fungi, Ascomycota, Dothideomycetes, Pleosporales, Didymellaceae. The record is from RefSeq and is a predicted model, not a curated record. The coding region runs from base 1 to 822 and encodes 273 amino acids. Gene Ontology annotation, cellular component: endoplasmic reticulum; membrane. The transcript has 3 exons.
AUGUCCUUCUGGGGCCGCAAGCCUGCCCCCCCGCCCCCUCCACCACCCGCCCCGCCCGUCGUAGCUGCCACGGGCCCGCAAAUCGAUGCCACGACGGUCGUCUCUUUGCUCGGAGUGCUUGCGCUCCUCGGCGGCGCUUACGGCGCGAGCAUCAAGAUCCUGCCGCUAACCACCACCCUCAAAACGCGCAUCCUGUUCGUAUGGCAUCUGUUCGACGCGCUCAUACACUUCGUCUUCGAGGGCAGCUUCCUGUGGAACUGCUUCUUCGUCGCCUACGCCCUGCCGACGAGCUUCACCGCACAGGCCCAGGCGAAGAAGGUCACGCUGUUCACGCCGCCCGACGUGUACUGGCUGGGUCGACAGGACCUCUUGUACGGAGCCAACUACGGGAGCACCCCAUUCAGCCGGCUGUGGCAGGAGUAUGCGAAGGCGGACAGGCGGUGGGGCGGCACGGAUCUGACGGUCGUGAGCCUGGAGCUGUUGACUGUGUUCGUGGCGGGCCCGUUGGCGCUGUGGAUCUGCUAUCUGCUGAGCAAGGAUGAGAAGAAGGGGGGGCUGAGGAAGUGGUUUUGGAUGAUUGUUCUGGCAACGGCCGAGAUUUAUGGUGGCUGGAUGACCUUCGCUCCUGAAUGGUUGACGGGCAGUCCGAAUCUCGACACGUCCAACUGGAUGUACCUCUAUCUCUACCUCCUCUUCUUCAACGGCCUGUGGGUCGUCUUCCCCGGAUGGAUCCUGUGGGAAGCAUACCGAGCCAUCAGCGCCGGCAUGAGCCAGGCAGAGAUGGUCGACCUGGUCAACUACCUGGGCAAGAAAGACGACUGA